AUGUGGAGAAAGCUGCGUGCCAAGGCGCACGACAAGGAGGCUCGCGAUGGGCCGCUGCCGGAGUCAAAGGCGGCACCGGGACUAGACCUCCCACCAUUUGUUCCUGGCGAAGAUAAGCUCAAAGACGCGUCUCCAUCCCCUUCAAUAGAGAGUGUCGAAGAACAUGUUGGACUCUUCCCGAUAGAACCCGCCGACCCCUUGUCUACUCCAGGGCCGGCCAUCUUAGAUGUCAUUGCUGUCCAUGGUCUCGGUGGAGGGUGGAAAAAGACGUGGACGGCUGAAAAUGGCAGCAUGUGGCUGAAGGACUUCCUCCCGUGGCAAUUAGACGAGGCCGGUUUGAGAGCCCGGAUCUGGUCUUACGGCUAUAAUUCCAAAACAGCGUUCAGUGCAGCCGUCACAGACAUCACCGACGAAGCUGGCAUGCUGCUGGAUCGUAUUCAGGGUGAAAGAAUCACCCAUGAGGAUAAGAAACGUCAAAUCGUCUUUGUCGCCCACAGUCUCGGUGGUAUACUCGUGAAGAAGGCGAUGGUUAUUGCACAAGAGCGAUCCAGACUCUACGGAGACCUUCUGUCAAAGAUUUAUGGGGUUGUAUUUCUAGGGACCCCCCAUCGCGGCUCGGACUUAGCCUGGUGGGCGACAUUCGCAGCCGAAAUACUCAGGACAGUACAAUUGGGUACUGGAACCAACACAGCCUACGUCUCGGCGCUCAAAAGAAACUCGACUGAGUUCGCCAACAUCUCUCAGCAGUGGGUAGAACGGAGCGAAGCUGUGCAAAUUCGGACAUUUUAUGAGACCGAAAGGCUCGCUGGAGUACUCUCAGAGGUAUCGGCCGGUGCUAAACGCUUUGAAGGUAAAUUCGUGUGGGGCGAAAGUCACACGUCCUUUGUCCAACACCUCGGCUCGUCAGAAUAUAAAGCAGACCGGGCGCGGAACCCGACGAGGGAACCUGGGACGUGCGAAUGGAUCACCCGUCACGGCCAAUUCGAAGUCUGGCUCACUGCCGAGGCUUCCACUAUUUUGUGGUUAUCGGGCGACCCGGGAUGCGGCAAGUCAGUCGCGUCAUCGUUCCUGGUCGACUUCCUGAUACAAUCCCAGCCUUCGAGCUUUACGACCUACUUCUUCUUCAAAGACGACAGUGCGAGGCAGGCCAGUGCCGUAUCCGCGCUGUGUGCUGUUCUCCAUCAGAUCUUCACGGAUAGUAGGAGGGAAUCAUUAGUCGAGCACGGAAUGGAAACGUAUCGCAAAAACGGGACUUCUAUGUUCUCUCAAUUGCUAUGUCUAUGGGAGACCUUAGAAGCUGUGCUCUCGGAUAAGCAGUGCGGGACGGUGAUCCUAAUAUUGGAUGCUAUGGACGAGUGCAGAGCAGAAGAUCGACAGCCCCUUAUCGAGGCCCUGGCCAAACUCUGUCGACAAAACAGCUCCAGUGGCAGCGCCGUUCAUCUUAAAGUUGUGAUCACAAGCCGGCCCUACGCUGCCCUCCAGCGGGCCUUCAAAUCUUUUCAGACUAUUCACAUCAGGGCUGAGGACAGCAUCGAUAGUAUAGAUGAGGACGUGAAGACUGUCAUCAAUACGAGAGUCGAGCGGUUCUCCAAACAUAUGGAUUUGUCCGGCGAUGUCCGGCUCGCUGCACUGAAGGAAAAGCUCAGAGCGAAAGCAGACUACACGUUUCUUUGGGUAUCGUUGAUUCUUGACAUCCUCGAUCAGAGUGCAGACUGCACUUUUGAGGAGCUGCACGAGAUCAUUGACAACACGAACCCUGGUAUUGAAAGUCUCUACGAAAAUAUUCUCAGUAAGGUGAAGAGCCUUGAAAAGGCUCGGAGGCUGCUGCACAUCAUCGUCGGCGCCGCCGAGCCUUUGACGGCGGACGAGAUCAAUGCCGCGUGGAGUGUCAAGGUCGGGCAGCCGGUUGACCUCGAAAAGAUGCAAGAGAGGUCAUUUCCUUCGGCAGAGCUCGGCAUAAGAGAGACGUGCGGUCUCUUUGUGCGGUUCAUAAAUGGCACCGUUGUGCUUGUUCACCAGACUGCCAAGGAGUUCCUCGUUGAGAAUGCUCAGAGUUCGUUCCAGGAGAACCAGCCAGGGUCACUCAAGUGGCAGCUCCAUCCCACCGAAUCGAGUCGACUUCUCGCCGGUAUCUGCCUGACCUACCUUCUUUCCGUUAAGUUUCACAGCCUCCCUCAACCCAAAUCCAAAAAGAGGAACUCUUAUCCACGAAAGGACCUUGGUAUCUAUAGGCUGCGUGGACUGAAGAAGUUCAUGCGGACGCAUUAUUUCGUUGCUCACGCCGCAAAGUACGUGCUCAAGUACAUCGAGCUCUCCGGGUCUGACGCCUGGGAAGCCGAUAAGCUGGGCAAAUUGGCCCUGGACUUAUUCGCCGACCGCGAGGCCUACACCUCCUGGUUCAUAAUCAGCGAAAGCACAGAGGUCAGGGUCCUCGUGCAUCCGCUCAUAUACGCGGUGAACGCCGGUAUGACCCAUCUAGUCAAGGGACUUCUGGAAUCGGGUCAUGAUCCCGACACAACUGAUCACGAGGGUCGAACGGCACUCAUGAUAGCCGUGAAAGGGCGCCGGCUUUUUAUAGCGGACCUUUUGUUGGAGGCUGGCGCCGAUUGUACGAGAGACGACGGGCACAAUACCGCUCUCCAUCUGGCCGUCCAGGCUGACAAUACCGCCAUGGUGGGCCUGUUGCUCCACCAUGGAGGUGAGAGGAUGGCCAGGAGUAUGACGGAUGCCAUCCCUCUGCAUUUUGCGCGGAGCGUCGCAGUUGCCAAGAUGCUUUUGAAGGAGCAAGCGACCAAGCAGUGCUUCGCCGUGAACUGGGCUUUGGAAACGCCGCUGGACCGGGUUCCAGUAGAUGUGGGGAAAGAAAUUGUAGCUGCUACAAGCCUAGAAUCUCACCACGGAAAGUAG
Messenger RNA from Diaporthe amygdali, 2907 nucleotides. RefSeq lists its product as uncharacterized. The record is from RefSeq and is a predicted model, not a curated record. Bases 1 to 2907 code for a protein of 968 amino acids. The transcript has 7 exons. Gene Ontology annotation, molecular function: protein binding. Lineage: Eukaryota; Fungi; Ascomycota; Sordariomycetes; Diaporthales; Diaporthaceae.